This is a messenger RNA of Penicillium paradoxum, 1758 nucleotides long. Its product is annotated as M18 family aminopeptidase. Gene Ontology annotation, cellular component: fungal-type vacuole. The record is from RefSeq and is a predicted model, not a curated record. Gene Ontology annotation, molecular function: metalloaminopeptidase activity; zinc ion binding. Gene Ontology annotation, biological process: proteolysis. The transcript has a single exon. Lineage: Eukaryota; Fungi; Ascomycota; Eurotiomycetes; Eurotiales; Aspergillaceae. The coding region runs from base 1 to 1758 and encodes 585 amino acids.
AUGAUUGAUCUGAUAGGAGAAGGACAUGUAGAUCUUGCAGGUGAGUCAACAAAUGACCGGUUCCGUUAUCGCGUCACCGGACUCGGCGAUAAGCAAGGGGGCACAGGUACCAGCCCCCAGUACUCCGCCUCUUCCCCUCACGGGUCUUUCUCUCCAACUCCCUCCGACACCUCCCCACCUACACAUACCCAUUUCAGCACAUAUAAGAUGACCAGAAAGUACGGUGCCAGUCAAGGCCUCGAUAUGCCUUGGACUUCAGACAUGUCUGCCCACCUACCCAACCCGUUUAUGCCUGAGCCUGUACCUGCAUCGCAGGCAGUCCGAGCUCAGGCACCAACCACCGAUGAGCAGGUUCGACCCGAGGACUACUCUAAGCCAUACUGCGAGUUUAUGACAUCAAACCCCACCAUUUUCCACGCCGUCAAAUCCUUCUCCAACCAGCUCGAAGAGCAUGGCUACAAAUACCUCUCCGAACGAGCGGUGUGGACAUCGGAACUGAAACAGGGCGGCAAGUUCUACACUUCUCGCAACGGUAGUUCUUUGAUCGCUUUCAACAUUGGCUCCAAAUACGAAAGCGGGAACGGUGUGGCUAUCGUUGCUGGCCAUGUUGAUGCCCUGACGGCCAAACUGAAGCCCGUGUCCAAGCUACCAAACAAAGCAGGCUUCGAGCAGCUCGGCGUUGCCCCAUACGCUGGUGGACUUGGUGCUACUUGGUGGGAUAGAGAUCUUGGUAUUGGUGGCCGGGUUCUCGUCCGCGACCCCCAAACCGGCAAGGUUGAGACUAAGCUGGUCAAACUUGACUGGCCUAUUGCUCGUGUGCCUACUCUUGCUCCCCACUUUGGUUCUCCUGCAAAUGGCCCCUUCAACCCGGAAACCCAAAUGGUGCCGGUCAUCGGUGUUGAUAACUCUGAUCUCUUCGAACACUCCAAGAUCGAGUCCAGCAAGAUCAACUAUGGUAAAUUUGCCUCGACGCAGCCCGAGAAGCUGGUGAAGAUUAUCUCCAAGGAGCUUGGCAUCACAGACUACAGCACUAUUGUCAACUGGGAAUUAGAGCUCUUCGAUACCCAGCCCGCUCAACUGGGUGGUCUGGAGAAGGAUAUGAUUUUUGCCGGUCGCAUUGACGAUAAGCUCUGCUGCUAUGCUGCCCAGGAAGCACUCAUCGCCUCCUCAGACAACACAUCUACCGGUACAGUGAAGAUGGUUGGCAUGUUCGACGAUGAGGAGAUUGGCAGUCUGCUCCGCCAAGGAGCUCGGUCAAACUUUAUGAGCAGCGUCAUUGAGCGGAUCACCGAGGCCUUCGCUAAGAACAACUACGGACCCAACCUCCUUUCCCAAACAGUGGCCAACAGCUUCUUGGUCUCUUCCGAUGUUAUUCACGCAGUCAACCCUAACUUCCUUAAUGUCUACUUGGAGAACCACGCGCCUCGCCUUAACGUCGGCGUAGCAGUUUCCGCUGACUCGAACGGACAUAUGACUACCGAUAGCGUCAGUGAUGCUAUUAUAAAGCGAGUCGCAGAGCGCUGCGGCUCCACUCUGCAAGUUUUCCAGAUUCGCAAUGACUCUCGUAGUGGCGGUACCAUCGGGCCCAUGACCAGUGCCCAGAUUGGUAUGCGAGCUAUUGACUGCGGUAUCCCGCAGUUGAGCAUGCACAGCAUUCGGGCAACCACGGGCAGCUUGGAUCCUGGCCUGGGUGUCAAGCUGUUCAAGGGAUUCUUCGAUCACUACGAAGAAGUUGACAAGGAAUUUAGCGAUUUUUAG